UUUUGUAACAUCUCCAUUGAAGAAGAACUACAUCUUUGAAAGUAUCCUUAUACUGCAACAAGAACCGUAAUCUUUCUUUAUUUUAUUUACAGGAAAAUUAUUCAAUCAUGGAAACCCUCACUAAAGCUUCAAUGGCAGUUUGUCCAUUUAUCAAAUCAAGUUCAACUCAAGCUUUACGUCAGUUAAGUAACACUGGUGGUUUGACUUCCCAAGCUCGUCACUGUCCAUUUAUGGGUGCCGCUUUGACAGCUAAGGAACAAGCUAGACUUUACUCCACUAAGCUGGUCAAGCGUUCUGCUACUACUUCUGCUAAGGUUGCAACAGGUACUACUAGUAGCUCUAGUUACAAACUUGCUACCCCAGAAUUAUCUAAUGCCCAAGUUGAUCUUUCUAAUCAUGAACUUGCAUUUGAUUUCAACGGAUACUUGAACGAUGAUUUAAACAAGAAAAGAUUGGACAAAUCUUAUAGAUUCUUCAACAACAUCAAUCGUUUAGCCCAUGAAUUUCCAAAGGCCCAUCGUGCUGAUGAACAAGAUCGUGUCACUGUUUGGUGUUCCAAUGAUUACCUUGGUAUGGGUAAGAACCAACAAACUUUGGAUGAAAUGAAGCGAGUUUUGGACAAGUAUGGUUCCGGUGCGGGUGGUACUCGUAACAUUGCCGGUCACAACACCCAUGCUAUUAGGUUGGAAUCUGAAUUAGCUGCUUUACACAAGCAUGAAGCUGCGUUAGUUUUCAGUUCAUGUUUUGUUUGUAACGAUGCUGUUUUGUCUUUGUUUGGUCAAAAGAUUAAAGAUUUGGUUAUCUUCAGUGAUGAAUUAAACCAUGCUUCUAUGAUUCAAGGUAUUCGUAACUCUCGUGCUCGUAAGCAUAUUUUCAAGCACAAUAAUUUACAAGAUUUGGAAGAGAAAUUGGCUCAAUAUCCAAAAUCAACUCCAAAGUUGAUUGCUUUUGAAUCCGUUUACUCCAUGUGUGGUUCCAUUGCUCCAAUUGAAGCCAUUUGUGAUUUAGCUGAAAAGUAUGGUGCCUUGACUUUCUUGGAUGAAGUUCAUGCUGUUGGUAUGUAUGGUCCUCAUGGUGCCGGUGUUGCUGAACACUUGGAUUUCGAAGCUCAUUUGAAACUGGGUAUUAACCACCCUGAUAUUACUACUGUUAUGAGUAGAGUUGAUAUGGUUACUGGUACUUUAGGUAAGGCCUUUGGUACUGUUGGUGGUUACAUUACUGGUAAAGCCAACAUGAUUGAUUGGUUUAGAUCUUAUGCUCCUGGUUUUAUCUUCACCACUUCCUUGCCACCUGCUAUUAUGGCUGGUUCCGCUACCUCAAUUAGAUACCAACGUUCUACUUUAGCUGAUCGUAUUGCUCAACAGAAGAAUACUAGAUAUGUUAAGAACAACAUGAAUGCUUUGGGAUUACCAGUUAUGCCAAAUCCUUCUCAUAUUGUUCCAGUAUUAAUUGGUAACGCUGGUGAUGCCAAGCGUGCUUCUGAUUUAUUAUUGAACAAGUACGAUAUCUACGUUCAAGCUAUCAACUUCCCAACUGUUCCAAUUGGUGAAGAAAGAUUGAGAAUUACUCCUACCCCAGGUCACGGACCUGAAUUAUGUAACCAUUUAAUUGAAUCUGUUGACUCAGUAUUCAAGGAAUUAAACUUGAAGAGAAUUAAUGAUUGGGCUAAGAUUGGUGGGUUAUGUGGUGUUGGUCAAGAACAUGACAUGGACGAACACAUUUGGACCGAUGAACAAUUAUCUUUGACUGAUGCUGAUUUGAAUCCAAAUGUUUUCAACCCAGAAAUCUCACCUAUUGGUGUUUCUUCUGGUGUUCCAUCCGUGUCUCCAAUCUACUAAGCGAGGCAUGCUUGCCCACCAAUUUUUUUUAAAUUCUUACAGUGACUGACAGAUUUGACUUUAACUUAAAACUCCCCAAAAAAAACAAUGCUUUAUUUACUUUUAAUAUUUUUUUUGUACUUAUAUUACUUUACUGAGUCAAUCACUAUAUAUUAUUACCUAUGAAUAGUUAUUUUCUUGUUUAUAUGAAUGUAUUACAUAUUUAACUUCAUAUUGUAUAUUGAUUU
Messenger RNA from Spathaspora passalidarum NRRL Y-27907, 2065 nucleotides. It is a transcript of the gene HEM1, whose product is annotated as 5-aminolevulinate synthase. Gene Ontology annotation, cellular component: mitochondrion. Bases 108 to 1838 code for a protein of 576 amino acids. Gene Ontology annotation, molecular function: 5-aminolevulinate synthase activity; pyridoxal phosphate binding. The transcript has a single exon. The record is from RefSeq and is a predicted model, not a curated record. Lineage: Eukaryota; Fungi; Ascomycota; Pichiomycetes; Serinales; Debaryomycetaceae. Gene Ontology annotation, biological process: heme biosynthetic process.